Messenger RNA from Linum trigynum, 3165 nucleotides. Lineage: Eukaryota; Viridiplantae; Streptophyta; Magnoliopsida; Malpighiales; Linaceae. The record is from the annotation of a GenBank genome assembly.
CCUUAAUCACAACAACUGAUCACUGGUCAGUAACCCACAUGUCCAUGUGCAAUGCAAUGUGUACAGUUAGCUAUGUAUUAAUAAUCUAGUUUUGAGAUUUGAAUUUUGGGUGCGGUCAGCGAGGGCCUAUGAAUGAUUAAUGACUUAAUCCUAAUUGUUAUUUGAAUUAUGGAGGUAUGAUGAACAAGAAAACUCUUUCAUUUUAAAAUUAUGGAUGACAAUUCUGUCAACAAUUGCAGAUAUUCGACAUAAAUUACCUAAGUACGAGGCGAAUAUAAAUAAUAUCCACAAAUAAUAUAAUAACUAAUCCAUUUCUAUUGUUUCACUUUGUCUACUCUACACAAUAAAUAAAAGUCAAAUGAGAAAACUUGAAGCCCUAUUUCAAAUUUCUUGCAUCCAGAAUGAAAGUAGGAAGGAUCUUUUGUAGCAAGAGAUCAAAUUUUCAAUAACGGGUAGUAAUCUAGUACUCAUCGUGAAGUCGAUACUCUACCUAACCUAGCAAGUUGCAAGAGUGAUUAGAAUAUUGGGCUCGGCCGCCGGCGACCUUGACCUUGAUCGAUUAAAAGUCAACUACAUUAAUGAGCGAUUAGAAUAAUUGGAUGCAGUAAUCAAUAUAUAUAUAUAUAGCAUGAACAUCAGAAGUUGAGUACUCCAAUCAUCUUAACUUCCCCCGACAUGGCCGCCGCCGCCGCUCCUCCCUACGAUCGAUUCGCCGAGCUGAAGGCAUUCGACGAAACAAAAGCCGGCGUGAAAGGGCUGGCGGACGCCGGAAUCACCGAGCUGCCACGAAUCUUCCACGCGCCGCCGCAUCUCCUCCACGACCACCCCACAGCUGCACCCGGCGAUCCCAACUUCGUCUUCCCCAUCAUCGACCUGGCCGGCGGCGCGUGGGCAGAGGAUCCCGACAAGCGGAAGCAGAUUGUCGCAGAGAUCAGAGACGCAUCAGCGAACUGGGGAUUCUUCCAGGUCGUCAACCAUGGCUUCCCGGCGAGUCUCGUAUCGGAAAUGAUCGCCGGUGCCCACAGAUUCUUCGAACUGGAUGUGGACGAAAAGAAGCAAUACUACAGCCACGACAUGAGGAAGAAAGUCGUCCACCACAGCAACUUGAACAUAUACACUGUGCAAACAGUAAAUUGGAGGGACACCAUCAUGUUUCAAAUGGCGCCAGAUCCACCGGAAACAGAGGAGAUACCAGCUUGCUGCAGGGACGUUGUAACAGAGUACUCGAGGGAGAUACUGAAAUUCGGGGAGCUGCUCUUCGAGCUGUUGUCCGAAGCUCUAGGGUUGAGGCCGAAUCACUUGAAAGAAAUGGGUUGUGCAGAGGGAGUGAACCUGCUGUACAAUUACUAUCCGGCCUGUCCUCAGCCGGAGAUCACUCUGGGGACGACCCAACACGCCGAUUUCGGGUUCAUUUCCCUGCUCGUGCAGGAUCGCAUCGGGGGGCUUCAGGUUCUGCAUCGGGAUCACUGGGUCGAUGUGGUUCCCGAUUCGGAGGGGAUCGUGGUCAACAUCGCGAAUCUGCUUCAGGUGAUGUCGAACGACGAGUUUACGAGCGUGCAGCACAGGGCGGUGGUGAAGAGCGUCGGUCCGAGGGUUUCUGCUACUGCAUUUUUUGGGGUGGGGUACACGUCGAAUCCGAGAGUUUAUGGACCCAUAAGAGAGUUGUUGAGCGAAGAGAAUCCUCCCAAAUACAAGGAGACUACGAUUCAGGAUUUCGUAACUCAAUCGUACAAGCAAGGGCUUAAUGGGGUGUCUUUUCUGGAUAUUCUUAAACUCGCGAAAGAUUAGACUCUCUUAUAUGUGAUUGCUAUCGUCUUUUGUAAGGAUUCUUCUAUGCUUGAUAGUUAUUUCAUUUAUAUGAUCAAUAAGUACGCUUGAUAAUUAGAACGUUAUUCAUGUAUGUUUGUAAUGUCAAGUUCGAGUACGUAUCUUAUUUGACGAUUUCUAAUGCGAAUUCUAUAAAGUAUUUACUAUGCCAAACUUCAUGCAGUUUUUAUUUACACCUAAAACAUUUUGGUUUCUUUCUUUUGCAUUUAUCAUAUUGGCAAAAAAAAUUAUAAACACGCAAGCGAUCGAAAUCAUCAAAAAAUUUCAAUACUUUCUUUCUUACAGUAAAAAAAAAAAUCAAUACUUUGUGGUGAAGAAUUCUGUACUUUAUUUGCAAUCCCAACCAGAUUUUCCAAGUCGCUUGCUUACUUCAAAAAAUCUGAAAAUCUUGCAAUGCAAUAGUUUUUUAGUAUACUCAACCACUGUCUUUCUCCUUUAAUGCUCAACUGGCUCAUCAAAUAAAAGAAUCAUUGACCACUUCUUCCUCCCUGGAGUGCCUCCCUCAUGGUCUUCCCUUCUGUUUGGUUGUCUCAACCUCAACUUUAACACAUGUGUUCGUCCUUCUUAGAAAUGUGCUAUAAGUUUGAUUGUGAAGUUUGUAGAUGAUCGUCCUCAUAUGCCAGUCGAGUGUCUGAGUCCGGAUCUGGUGACUAAGGGGGUGCUUAGUCACUUGGCUAAGCCCCCCCUCAGCCUUUAGAUUAAUCUAAUGGUCCAGAUAAAGUGUUCAAUUAUUAUUAAAUGAAAAGGGUAGUUUUGGCAUUAUCAUAAAUUCAUUAAUUCUUAAUUUCAGUUUUAUUUUAUUUUUUUCCUUCCUCUCCAACCGUCUCCUUCUUUCACGUUCACAGAGAGAGAAAGAGGGGAUAGAGAUGCACGAUUUCAACAGCGACGGUGAGAGAAGGGCCGACGGCGCGAUGGAGAGAGAAAGAAGAUCUCGACGGCGUUGAUGGAGAGAGGAAAAGGCGUCGCGACGGAGGCGGUAGCAUUGGAGAGAGAGAAAGUAGAUCUAGAGAGAGGCGAUGGCGGAGAGAGAGAGGCGAUGGCGGAGAGAGAGAGGCAGUGGCGGAGAGAGCUUCGACGACGAUGGAGGAGAGAGAAGCAGCGCGGUGAUGGAGAGAGAGAGGUAACGACGGCUGUAGAGAGAGUCGGCGGCGGCGGCAGCGGCAGUGGCGGUGGAGAGACAUCGUAUACGUCGUUUGAAGGAAGAACAGUGAUUUGUAUAGUUUGUAUGUUUUGUAACAUUAGUUUGUAUUGUUAGUAUUUUUGUACAAAAUGAAUACAAAGUAUACAAAUCAUAACAUAAAAGUAUACAAACUUGAAUAACAAAAGUUACAAAUUACA